AUGGGUAAAACAGCAUCGAAAUUUACUCAAGCAAUCGGAUUCGGUAAGGCGAAUACAGAGAAUAGUCUGACGGGAACGAACGAUCCGCUGGCACCGAAACCACCUCAAUGGGAUACUACAAUUGAGCAAUUAUUUGAUAAUGCGUCACCUAGCGAUAAUGGUCUCAAUGAGCCUAUUCCGCUCAAUCCUCCCAUAGGACCAAGAACACGUCGUCGAAGACCCGCUCCGCCACCACCUACAUUUGGUCGCGGCGGUCGACGACGUUCACUACCAUCAGGAAGACAACGACAUCAUCGAGGUAAUGUUCAUUCAAUGCGAACGCCAAUUGUUCCCGACAUACCCCGACGAAUCCCUAAGGGUAAUGCACAUGCUGUUAACGCACCGUUUGGUGUUAAUCGACGACCAAUGGUUUUACCAGCACCUAUUAAUGAUCGUGAUAUUCCAGCUCGAGUCGCCCUUAAUAGCAGUUUCAAACGACGUCCAUCAACCCGUCGAGGAAGACCUUUAUCACAACGUAGCCAGCGUUUACAAGAAUUACUUCAAUGCCCUGUUUGUCUAACACCGUACACAGAACCUCGGCUUCUUCCUUGUGGUCAUACGUAUUGUCAUGAAUGUCUUGAUCGCUUAAUGCAAGAUGACAACGAUGUUGUCACUUGUCCAGAAUGUCGAAAACAACAUAUUGUUCCAGACGACGGUGUCUUUCCUCCGAAUUUCGUCGUUCGAAAUCUUCUGGAAGAACAUGGCAUAUCCGCUGGCUCAAGAACAUUGACGUCGGCUAAUCUCGCCCUGAAUAAUGGUGUCACUGCCACUGCUAAGUGUACUACAUGUGAAAAAUUUGCUCCGUUACGCCUGUGUCGUCAUUGCAAUUUCAUGGUGUGUGAAAAAUGUUUGCGCGCACAUCGACACGGUACGAAUAAAGAUAAAUACGCUUAUUUGAACGGAAAAGAAAAAAACGACAACGAUUAUGAUCUCUUAUGUAAAAUUUUAGGUAGUCAAGAUAAUUUAUAUAAACGAGCAAAGAUUUUCAAUGGCAAAGUCAUGCAAUUUUACGUUGCCGUACGAAAAAUUACUCGAACUAAUUCUCAAGUAAAACGUUUGACGAUCGAAAUGCCAACUGGAAAUUAUAUUCAAGAUACUUGUGAAACUUUGAUACGCCGUAUUGCUGAUCGUGAACAACUACAAUGUCCAGUCAGUCAAUUGGUCUUAGAGUUUGGCGACAAACGUCUUCGACAUCAACGAACAUUAUCAUCAUAUGGCGUUCAGAAUGGUGAUCUCCUUUUUCUUUUCAAUCCUGACCAACGACUCAACUUUCUCGCUUAUGAAGACGAUGAAAAUGCUCCGCAACGCGCUACUUCUGCACCAAAUCGACCACCCAUUCGCCCGAGAAGAAACAGUUACAGUAGUGAUACAAGUGAUAUCCGAACAACAACAUCGAAUGAUAUAAGUAACAAUCGUACAAAUAAUCCACUAGGUCGAAUAUCCGAUCAUGAUGAUGACACAGCAUCGCUAUACAGCGAGUAG
Molecule: messenger RNA, 1521 nt
Organism: Adineta ricciae
Lineage: Eukaryota; Metazoa; Rotifera; Eurotatoria; Adinetida; Adinetidae
Source: the annotation of a GenBank genome assembly